UUGACCAGUUGUUCACAUAAAUAAUUGAUAAGUUGUAGGUUGCCAAGUUCCUCCACCGAACGCUCUCUCUCUCUCUCUCUCUCUCUCUCUCUCAAAUCUCAAAACAUGGAGUACAGAACCUUAGAACUGAACGUAGUCUCUGCCAAAGACCUCAAAGAUGUGAACCUUUUCUCGAAGAUGGACGUGUACGUAGUGGUCUCACUCUCUGGAGACUCACACCACCACAAGCAGAAAACCAAGACCAACGUGGCCAAAGACAGUGGCACCAGCCCCUCAUGGAAUUUCCCUAUGAAAUUCACCAUAGAAGAGUAUGCAGCCCAGCAAAACCGGCUGACCCUCGAGUUCAAGCUCCGGUGUGACCGUAGCCUUGGUGACAAAGACAUCGGUGUUGUCUAUGUGCCCAUCCAAGAGCUUCUCAACUCUAAAGGAGACAAGUCCAUGACGUUCGUGUCUUACCAGGUGAGAAAGCCCUCAGGAAAACCCCAAGGUGAAUUGAACUUUUCUUACAAGUUUGGUGAGAAAGUAUCUAACGCAGCAGUGGCUCCAAAGGUCUAUGGGGAUGAGCCUGUCACUGCUUACCCUGUAGCCAAACCUGUGGUGGGGCCUAGUGCACCAUAUGGUGGUUCAUACCCUCCUCCUCCUCCUCCAGGACCAGGAUAUGGUUAUCCACCACCACCACCACCGUAUCAACAACCAUAUGGUGGGUACCCACCACCACCUCCACAAGGAUAUGGGUACCCACCUGGGCCAGGAUAUGGGUACCCACCACCAGUGCAGCAACAACAACCCCAGAAGAAGAACAAGUUUGGGAUGGGAUUAGGAGCUGGGCUGCUAGGAGGAGCGCUUGGAGGGCUAUUGAUUGGAGAUAUGGUGUCUGAUAUGGGUGAUUAUGGUGGUGGGUUUGAUGGAGGAUUUGAUGGAGGAUUUGAUGGUGGUUUUUGAUUAUUAUUGUUUUAUUUUUUUUUAAUUUAAUGUUUUUGUUAGACUUUUUUUCUUUGAUGGGUUUAUAUGUUUGCGAAGAAAAUAAUGCAUAUACUGGUUGUAUCAGGAGAUAAUUAUUAUGAAACUUUUAAAUUUUCUC
Molecule: messenger RNA, 1081 nt
Organism: Quercus robur (English oak)
Lineage: Eukaryota; Viridiplantae; Streptophyta; Magnoliopsida; Fagales; Fagaceae
Product: protein SRC2-like
Exons: 1
Coding region: 106-942 (278 amino acids)
Biological process (GO): defense response
Source: RefSeq, a predicted model, not a curated record